Pestalotiopsis fici W106-1 is the source of this 2283-nucleotide messenger RNA. RefSeq lists its product as uncharacterized. The transcript is spliced from 4 exons. Gene Ontology annotation, molecular function: DNA binding; zinc ion binding; DNA-binding transcription factor activity, RNA polymerase II-specific. The record is from RefSeq and is a predicted model, not a curated record. NCBI's taxonomy places the organism in Eukaryota, Fungi, Ascomycota, Sordariomycetes, Amphisphaeriales, Sporocadaceae. The coding region runs from base 1 to 2283 and encodes 760 amino acids. Gene Ontology annotation, cellular component: nucleus. Gene Ontology annotation, biological process: regulation of DNA-templated transcription; DNA-templated transcription.
AUGGAGAUGGAAGACAUGAGUCUCGAGGUAGCCGAGAAGGACACGGCGGCUGAGAUCGCCGCUGAGGCCGCCGUGGCCGAUCCAGCCAACCGGCCUGCAAAGCGCUCCUCAAACACACGGACCUGUCAACCAUGUCGCUUGAGAAAAGUCAAGUGCCUCAUUGGGGACGGAACAUCGUGCGCCAACUGCGAGCGUCUGGGGUUCACAUGCUCGUUCGCCGACACAUCUCCUCAAGGUGACGGCGAUAAUACACAGGUAUCUCUGCCGCGACGGCGAGUGAGACUUGCCUGCAUCAACUGCCACUCAAGAAAAGCGCGCUGCAGCGGCGAGACGCCAACUUGUGCGAGAUGUCAGUCCCAGGGCAUCGAGUGUGUCUAUCGCCCGACAAAAAGGUCAGGUGCUGUGGCAGGACAGGCGGGCAAUUCCGAUCAUGAGUCCGUGUCUUCAGAGCCGCCCGAAAAGAGGAGAAUGACAAAUGAAGAUGCUUGCGCGAGAAAUGGACGACUCGGAACUAACGACAAUGCUGGAUUUGCUGGAGGAUACAGCUCGUGGCCUCCAAAUCAUGAACCAAAUAUUGCUUUUCCCGAUGAAACAAUCAUCACAAGGACAUUCAACAAUUUCUUUCGUCAUAUACAUCACGUGCCAGUUUUCUCCUUCCUGCAUCGGGCGUCGCUCAUGCAGCGGUAUCAUGCAGGAAUGAUGGACAAGCCACUGCUCCUGGCACUGGUGGGCAUCACAUCCUUACUCACAGACCUAGGGCCAGGGAUGAGGGAAUAUGGAACCAAAUGUAUCGACGAGUGCCAGAGAAUGAUUUUGGCUGAUCUCGAAAACCCGUCCACGAUCAAGAUCCAAGCCUUGGUUUUCAUCAUGAAGCACCGAAUGCUCAACCGUCGCUUUACUGCAGCAUUCAUGUUGGCAGCCAUGGCUGGGCGCUUUGCCUAUGCGCUCCGAUUAAACUAUGAAAAUCCCAACCUCUGCUUUCUAGCCAGGGAAUCUCGAAGACGGUUGAUGUGGGCAUUUUUGACGAUUGAUUCGGGCAUCAACGGAGGCUACCCGGAUUUCACGCUACUGCCGUCCGAGGCUCUUCACAUACAAUUGCCAUGCAAUGAGCGUAACUUCGAAUUCGAUCUACCUCAGGUUACUGGACACCUGAAGCCGAUUCCUACAACUCCAUUCCCUGAUGAUGUUGGGUCCUUGGCACUUCACGUUCGACUUCUGUGGAUCAGGAGUCGGAUCCUGUACUGCACCAAGAAUGUGAUCGCUAUGCCCGAAACAGAGUUGGCAGAGCUGCCAAAGCUUGUCGAGGUGCUCGCGCAGGAACUCAAAUUAUUUAAUGAACAUCUCCCAGCCUCGUUUCGUUUCUCCGAGAGCAACCUGCGACUCCGAGCUUAUUCUCCUAGACUGUGUGUCUUCAUCAUGAUACACAUCUGGUUCCGCCAGUGCUAUUGCGAUUUAUACCGUAUUGUCAUGACUGGUCUGAAAGAGGCGCUUCCUCGCUCUUCGCUUGACAGAUUGCCACCACAAUUCGUGGCUCUGUGUGAGCGGCAAUGCUACGAGCACGCAAUCGCCAUGGUGGACAUUUUCAGACUCACCCUAUCACUAGAUGGAGGUCUCCCAGUUACCGAUCUUGACCUGUCGGCGUGCGCUUAUCAGUGCGCACGCAUGAUUUACUUUGCUCAUCAUAUGAAUUCAAAUGAGUUUCAACUGACCGCCGACCAAGUGCAUGACCAUGCGCAAAAGUGCUUACAGAUAACAAGGCAUAUGAUGCAUAUACCGGCAGGUCUCGCUAUUCAUACCGAUCUCGAGAAAUUGGUCUCGCACGGGCUUUCAGCUAGCACAACACCGAGUCACCCGGGCAGCCCCGAAGCUGCUCGAAUACCGCCGAGACAGAUACUCUCACGGCAUAACCCAGUACAUCAGAUGAAUGUCGUGGACUACAGCGAGAUUCCAGCAGCGCAGUCGCCAUCGGUGCCUAUUCUCUCGCCUCUGAAUCACAGCAACAUCAGCGGCGGCUCCGACCACCACACGCCUGUAUCGCAUCCAACCCCAUCCACCAGGCCGGUGAACUUUGGGGAAGUUCCCACCUACAUCAAUGAUAUGAACAUGCCCAAACCGAAUCUACCACCAGUGGAUCCACCCGAGGGAUUGGAUAACAAUAAUGCCUUUGAAGGGGCAAUGGACGGUUUUGACUUCAAUUUUGAGUCUUUUGGCAAUACUGGUCUCGAAUCAGUCUCUUGGUUCUCUCAAGAGUGGCUAAACCAAGAUCUUUCGCAGACAGUAUGA